Molecule: messenger RNA, 1471 nt
Organism: Physella acuta
Lineage: Eukaryota; Metazoa; Mollusca; Gastropoda; Physidae
Product: peptidyl-prolyl cis-trans isomerase 6
Biological process (GO): protein peptidyl-prolyl isomerization; protein folding
Cellular component (GO): cytoplasm; intracellular membrane-bounded organelle
Molecular function (GO): cyclosporin A binding; peptidyl-prolyl cis-trans isomerase activity
Source: RefSeq, a predicted model, not a curated record
CAGUAAACUAGUAAAAAUAAACGUAAGAUGGACGCGGUAAACAGCCACGUGAAAGAAAGUGGAUCUAGGCAGUUCUGCUGAAUUUCUGCUACGUUACAUAGUGGGGUUUACUCCCACGGUAGGAACUUUUCUGCUCACUUCGAGGCUGCCACGAGUACAGUUUCUCAAACUUUUUCAUCCCCGCAACGUAGACAGCUCCUUCAGUCCGUCUUAGAAAUCUCGCCCGAGCAGUCAGAAAUUCUAGAACAAAAAGUUGACAUGAAUUCCAUUAAUUUUAUUUGUCUUGUGCUUAGCGUACUUAAAGUUUGCUUCGCAGAAAAUCCUUUGGUAACAGACAAGGUGUACUUUGAUGUUAGUAUUGGUGGUGAGCCAGCAGGGACCAUUGUCAUUGGGGUAUUUGGAGAUGUUGUGCCAAAGACCGCCAGAAACUUUAUUGAGCUGGCAUCUCAUGUAAACGGCUAUGGUUAUGAAGGCAGCAAAUUUCACAGAGUUAUUAAUGAUUUUAUGAUUCAAGGGGGCGAUUAUAUUAACAAGGAUGGAUCUGGGUUCAAGAGCAUUUGGGGAGGUUAUUUUGAUGAUGAAAACUUCACCCUUAACCACCAAGGAGCUGGAUAUAUUAGCAUGGCUAAUGCAGGAAAGGACACCAAUGGCUGCCAGUUUUUUAUCACAUUAAAGGCUACACCUUGGUUAGAUGGACACCACACAGUUUUUGGCAAAAUUCUUGAGGGCCUGGAUGUCGUAAAAAAAAUUGGUUCCACUCCAACCAAUUCUGUGGACAGCCCUAUUGAUGACGUUGUAAUCACCAAGUCUAAAGCAGAGUCUGUGAGAAAUGAGCAAAUUUAUGCUGAUAUUUCUGCAGUAGAGGACAAUUGAACAAAACUGUUACCAACCUGUGUUGUAUAUCUUUAUAACUGUUUAAAAAUGUAAAACUUGUUUACAGACAGUGCAAAAAUAGAACCUUGAAAAUCCUCUAUAAUUCAGUAUUAUCAUAUCAAUCAUUAAAAUGGCAUAUUUUUUAAAAAUGUUUAAAUCAAAAUAUUUGAGUUAAAUGGGUUUUUUUUUUUAAUUUUUAGUUUCAGCCUCAAGAUUCAAAAGUAUUAUGAAAGAUAUGCUGAUCGAUCAAAAUUAUUAUCUUCUUUAUUUGUUUUUAAUGAAUAAUAUUUGUCAUAAGUCCUGUUAAUUAUUUGAGCACCUUGAUUUUGAAAACUAUGUAUUGUUUUUUAUGUACUCAGUCAUGGCAUUGAAAAGCAAUAUUCUUGAACAAUUAUGUGUUCUUAAAAGAGAUUAUUUCACACACAAAAAUUAAGAUAAAACCACAAAGUGCCUAUUGCUUGAUAACUUUUAAUUUCAAGCAUUAAUUGUGAAUACUUGUUGGGAUCUGCUUUUACAACUUUUAGUACUGUUUUUUUUAUAUUAUUGUUUUAUACUUAAAUACAUUUGUACUUUGCAAAUAAAUAUUUUGACAAUGUUA